Lichtheimia ornata is the source of this 1518-nucleotide messenger RNA. RefSeq lists its product as uncharacterized. Gene Ontology annotation, molecular function: glucuronosyltransferase activity; xylosyltransferase activity. The record is from RefSeq and is a predicted model, not a curated record. The coding region runs from base 1 to 1518 and encodes 505 amino acids. Gene Ontology annotation, biological process: protein O-linked glycosylation via mannose. The transcript is spliced from 5 exons. Lineage: Eukaryota; Fungi; Mucoromycota; Mucoromycetes; Mucorales; Lichtheimiaceae.
AUGUCUCCUCCCCGUCAAUUGGAAGAUACUUCUUCAAGUCUUCAUCAUUCAUCAACUAAAUCUUCCUCCACUGGUUUCCAUCAACGUAAAAUCUCAUUGACAACGGCUUGUCCACCCACUGGCACUCGUAAACCAAGCAUCACUCGACAUGGCGCUGCAUUCCCACAUUCAAACUCGUCAUUCGGUCAAUUGUGUCGUCGCUUCUCUCGACUACGACUUGUACGGCUUGUCGCCUUGGCCUAUAUUGUUAUCAGCGUAGUAUUAUCCACCAUGCAUCUCUUGACGUCUUUUGGUGAUAGCUCGGUACCUGCAGCUGCAUCAGUAACUGAUGAAACUACCGCCCAAACAGCACAAGUCGAUUUAUGCAUGACAUCUAUAUAUAUAACAGUAAUGGCACCACCACUACUACCACCAUCACCAAACAACAAUGAGCUAUCACCCUUGAAUGACUUGUCUUAUCAAAUUCGACUUUCCAAAAUGUUUUCCAAAUCCCUUGUUCGCAUGGAUCAUCUACGACCUUAUUGGUUUACCGCCACUCACACGCCUGCUCCUAAUUCAUUGACACUGGCAACAGUGGUUACCAUGGAUGAAUGGUCUUCUCUUGCCAAUUUGGCAGAGACAUGGCAAGGAUCCAUUUCAGCUGUACUUCAAGUACCCACUGAUGGUACCGAUCUUGGCUCGGGUACUAUGAUACAACAUCUUGCCACUAUUCGACGCGACUUUGAAAGAAACGAAUACCUUUCCCGCCAUGUCGAUUUACAUUUGAUUGCACGACCAAGUCGCACUGACAAUGGUGCUCAAGUGGUGCACAGCAGCUUACAAGAAGGCCGCAACCUUGCUCGCUUGUUUAGCCGUUCCAAAUACGUAGCCAACAUGCCCGUGACGACCUUGUGGAUGACUGAUUUGACUCGUGCUAUUGAUACUUAUGCACAAAAACUGGAUCAAGGCGAUGUAUUGAUCGUGCCCACUUUUGGAUUCCCAAAGAGCCGUUUUGCUGUAACCGACACGUGGCCAACAACCAAACCGGAGAUGAUUGAAUGGGUGGAUGACAAGCGUAUGGGCAUGUUGGAUUAUCACUGGCGUCUCAAUAUGGGUCCUACCUCGUACGAAGAUUGGCGUGAUGCCACAGAGCCUUAUCUCAUUCCCAAUUAUGAUUUCCAUUACAAUCCCGUCUUCAUCACAACUCGUGAAAACCAUCCUUGGUGCGACGAACGUUUUUCAGAUGAGCCAUCCGCUUGCUUGUAUUCAAUCUAUUUGAACGGCGCUGAUUUGUGGGUUUUAUCCCAGGAUUAUACUGUGCGCACUGGGCAAGAACCUGAAAACAUGUUGACGCAGGAGGAGCGUAUUCAACAAGUCAAGGUGUACAAAAACUAUCGUAUUGAGCAAUGUGUCUUUUACGCACGUCAAUUUGAUCAGACUGGUAUCUUCAACACCAAUCGGGCCAAACAUGUCCAAGAAGAAUGUGCAAAGGAGUUGGGCAACUUGCGCAAGGAAAAGAUGAUUGAGACAUUCCAUUAG